Hyaena hyaena (striped hyena) is the source of this 515-nucleotide messenger RNA. RefSeq names its product chromosome unknown C10orf53 homolog (gene CUNH10orf53). The transcript is spliced from 3 exons. NCBI's taxonomy places the organism in Eukaryota, Metazoa, Chordata, Mammalia, Carnivora, Hyaenidae. Bases 19 to 300 code for a protein of 93 amino acids. The record is from RefSeq and is a predicted model, not a curated record.
GCUGGCGGCUUGGCUGCCAUGCCGAAGAACGCAGUAGUCAUCAUGCGCUACGGGCCCUACAGUGCAGUUGGCCUGUCUGUGGAGUACCGCACCUUCCGCCUAGAGGGCCUGCAAGCUGUGUUGGCCAAAGAUGGACACAAGGUCAUCCUCCAGAAGAUAGAAGACUGGAAUGUGGUAGAACUCAUGGUAAAUGAAGAAGUCGUCUUUUACUGCAACAUCACAGAUCUGGAAUUUGGAGGUGAUGGUCAACUAGACCCGCUGUGUGAAAAAGCCAGGAUAGCCGUCCUAGAGGCCUACUGAUCUUCUCGCCCGGACAGGCAUCUCAAGUCAACAAAACAGCAGCUGCCUCUGGCCCUUGUGUGAGGCAAACAAAAGCAGUUAUUCCAGGAUGCUGGGCUCUGACGGUCCAAGGUAAUGCCUGUCUGUCCUUCAGCCUGCCCACCACAGGCUCUCUCACUCGGCUACAGGGGAACAAGCCCCCCCACCCAAAUAAUAAAAGCACAUCAUCAUUUGCA